AUGGAGGUGGCCCAGGCCGGGAACCCCAUUGAGGCCUCUGAUAUGGAACAGAGUUCAUCAAGUGAUUCACCUGGAAGGAGAAGUCCCGUAGAACUGUUUGUAGAUAUGGGGGAAAAGGUAGAGGCUCUUUGUGGAAGAGUUUCAGUUGACAUUAACCGUGCUCUUACUGCUAAGAGACAAAGACUGGAAACAAAUACUAAGUCUUUGGAAGGAAUUGACCAGAAUAUGAAACAAGUUUGGAACUCACGUGAAGAUGCUGUGGCAAAGCUUAACGAAGAGUCUGCUCAGGCAUUUACAAAUCUGUUUCAGCAAUGGGAUUUGGAUUUUCAGAAAGUGCAGGAAAAAUAUGUAAAACUAAUGAAUGAUUUUCAACAGGAAGAAAAGGCUUUUCAACAGUGUAGACUCGUUCAGAGCAAGAGACUGAAAACAAUUAAACAAAUACAUGAGCAGUUCAUAAAGAAUUUGGAGGAUGUGGAGAAGAAGAACGACUGUCUGCUUAUGGAUAUACACAAUGAACUUAAAGAAGAAAUGAACAGGCUGCGAAGAAAAAUUAUGAAAGAAUCUCAUCAGCAAGAGAUGGUUAGCCUUCAACAGGCUUUUCAGUCCAUGAUGCAUCCUAAGGAACACGGUUCAGGUGCCAGCGAAUAA
Molecule: messenger RNA, 648 nt
Organism: Microtus oregoni (creeping vole)
Lineage: Eukaryota; Metazoa; Chordata; Mammalia; Rodentia; Cricetidae
Product: synaptonemal complex protein 3-like
Exons: 8
Coding region: 1-648 (215 amino acids)
Biological process (GO): spermatid development; meiotic cell cycle
Cellular component (GO): synaptonemal complex
Source: RefSeq, a predicted model, not a curated record